Molecule: messenger RNA, 1049 nt
Organism: Oncorhynchus kisutch (coho salmon)
Lineage: Eukaryota; Metazoa; Chordata; Actinopteri; Salmoniformes; Salmonidae
Product: dedicator of cytokinesis protein 1-like
Exons: 9
Coding region: 156-1049 (297 amino acids)
Biological process (GO): cell migration; small GTPase-mediated signal transduction; myoblast fusion
Cellular component (GO): plasma membrane; cytoplasm
Molecular function (GO): small GTPase binding; guanyl-nucleotide exchange factor activity
Source: RefSeq, a predicted model, not a curated record
UCCUGUCCAGGCUAACUGUCACUGGGGGAAAAUGGCCGCUCGGCGUGAUUCUAUUCACCGACACUGAGAACUCUAAAGUACAGAAAACUCUACAGUCUGAUCUGGAACUAUUGAAACAAACCCAACCUCAACACGGGGGAGUUUUUAAAUGAAUAAUGUCUCGCUGGGUGCCUACGAAGAAGGAGAAGUACGGAGUUGCAAUCUACAAUUAUGAUGUCCGUGGAGACGAGGAGCUGUCGCUACAGAUUGGAGACACAGUCCACAUACUAGAGACAUAUGAAGGCUGGUACAGAGGUCACAGGCUGAGGAGGAAGUCCAAGAAAGGGAUCUUUCCUGCCUGUUACAUUCACCUCAAGGAGGCCACCGUUGAAGGCAAUGGGUCAGUGUCUGCCUCUCCUCUUCUCUCCUCUUCUCUCUUUCUCUCUCCUUUCCUCUUCCUCUUCCUCUCCUUGUAUAUCAGGUACCUGGAUCUAGACCUCGUGGUGAGAGAUAAAGAUGGCAACAUCUUGGACCCCGACUCUACCAGCACCGUCUCUCUCUUCAGAGCCCAUGAAGCUGCUUCCAAACAGAUUGAGGACAGGAUCCAAGAGGAGAAGUCUCAGAAACAGAAUGUAGAUCUGAGCAGGCAGGCCAAGUUCGCCCAGACACCGUCCUUCGCUCUCUUCGUCACCCUGAAGAACGUGGUGUGUAAGAUCGGAGAAGAUGCAGAGGUCCUCAUGUCGCUCUACGACCCUGUUGAGUCAAAGUUCAUCAGUGAGAAUUACCUGGUGCGUUGGUCCAGUCAAGGCCUGGUGAAAGAUAUAGACCAGCUCCAUAACCUGAGAUCAGUCUUCACUGACCUUGGCAGUGAGGAUUUAAAGAGAGAGAAGAUCAGCUUUGUGUGCCAGAUCGUUAGAGUCGGACGGAUGGAGCUACGUGACAACAACACCAAGAAGCUGACCUCUGGGCUGAGGAGGCCCUUUGGAGUGGCAGUAAUGGAUGUGACUGACAUCAUAACAGGCAAGAUGGAUGAUGAGGACAAGCAGUAUUUCAUCCCCUUCCAGCCGUGA